This is a messenger RNA of Acanthaster planci (crown-of-thorns starfish), 4495 nucleotides long. Its product is annotated as beta-1,4-galactosyltransferase 5-like. Gene Ontology annotation, cellular component: Golgi apparatus. Lineage: Eukaryota; Metazoa; Echinodermata; Asteroidea; Valvatida; Acanthasteridae. Gene Ontology annotation, biological process: carbohydrate metabolic process. Gene Ontology annotation, molecular function: UDP-galactose:glucosylceramide beta-1,4-galactosyltransferase activity. The record is from RefSeq and is a predicted model, not a curated record.
UAGAGAUGAACAAUACAGACAUUUCUUAGACUAAGAUAAAUAAAUAGAGAUGCAUGUAUUUCUAUUGGAUAUAGUGAUUUCUCUGUUAGAAAUUGAGAUAUUGGGGGGUUGCCGACGAUCCGCACAAUCACGUACGUAAUUAAUGUCAGCAUCAUUUUGUUCCAGGCAAUCCAGGCGUCCCAGGUGCGCCUACCAACAUGGACGAGUUCGCCAAUGCCGUGUGGAACGCGGACAUGAACCGCCUAGCAGACUCCGAUAUUUUGCAAACCUUACGUAACUACAUUAGCAACUCCAAUGACGAGAGGGACCUUCCGGUCAGUCCAUUUGUGCCAACUAGGGCACUCUCUUUGGUACUAAUCUUAGAAGCAUGCGCGUCACUAAAGCUGUGUACAUCAAAGUAGUGCGGGCAGAUCAUGAGAACAUGUGGACUGGUCCCCACCCUACUAUUAUUGUAUAGGGACCGAUAGCUUACUGCAGGUAGGUAAAUCUUUGCAACAUUGUACAAUCUCGUUUCCAUGUAAGCACGUGGAAUGAAACAAACGUGCAUGAACAAAGAGACCUUGGAACGAUACUGACGGGAGUGAAAGGUCUUAAUGAAAUUCGUUUUUUACCUAUCUUCCAGAUAACUUUCCUAAAUAUUACCUGACGAGGACAAAGGGAAAAUUCCGACAUGAGUGUUUCUUGGGUCGGUUUCACUUAGAAAUCAUUCUUCCAAACAUCAUCGGAUAUUACAGGAAGGCCCAGGCUGUUUUUCUCUGUGAACAAAGCCUUUCUCCACGGCGACACAUACAAGACGACGGUUGCCCUGUUCGAUAACUACAUCACGUCUGUGGGUCAGACAGAGAUCACCACGGAGCGAGCUGAGCAAGACGCCUUUAUGGACGCCAUGUUUGAGACGGAAGUCAUGAGUAUCGCGUACGAGUACGUGAGAUACUCAGAGUUUUCACGGUGCCCAGCUGGUGAACUGGUUGGCGAGGAGCAACAAAUUCUCGACCAGACAAGAAGCUAUCGGCUUGGGCAAGGAUCUCUUGGACCUCCUGGAGCUCAGUCUCACCAAACACUGCUUGGCCGUGAGAAUGACUGGGAUAUACGUGGCCCUCGUUGUCUGUUUGGUGCUCGGAACGGCUCUACAGUUCGUCGUCCUCCCUCUGUUUUACUUUCACCGUGGCGUGAAUGGAGAUUGGUACCAGUUUGAAGAAAUCUACAUUCCUACUGAAUCCAACUGGAUCGGUUCUGCUGGAGGAAUCAUCAGCACUGUUCUACCAAGAAACGGAAGCCUAACAGACAGAAUCCGGUAUCAUAGGCUGUCGGAGUGUCCUGAUCAUUCCAACAUUCCGAAUCUAAAUAAAUUGACCUUCUACGAGCUGGACGAUUCAGUGACUAUGGACCAAGCAGAGAAGAUAGUUUUUGGUGCCGAGGCGUUGGAGAGAGCCAGGCGAGCUACAGCGCUCGCCGACUCUGCCAUCCCAAAACUCAUCGACAAGAAAAUCUGGUUCAAAACCUCGGGAAGGAGGAUUAUGGAGGCCAAUCUAGCCGAACUGGAGAUGAAGAUAGGGAACUAUACAUUCAUCCCAGGUGGCCACUGGAGGCCCAAUCAUUGCAUACCAAAGGGGAAGGUGGCUAUCAUCAUUCCGUUUCGGAAUCGUUUCCACCAUCUGUCCAUCCUCCUUCGCUACCUCGUCCCUAUGCUGCAGAGGCAACUUCUUGAAUUCGGUAUUUUCACAGUCAACCAGGAAAACGAGUUGAGUUUCAACCGUGCUACCUUAAUGAACGUGGGUUUCAUGGAGAGCCUGAACAUGUCACACUGGGAUUGCUUUGUGUUCCACGAUGUUGAUCACGUGCCACUGAGUGACCUGAAUUACUACGGAUGCUCCAACAUGCCACGACACUUUAUCACCGGCGACAACGUUUGGAAUUACACGUUGCUUUACGAAAAUUUGUUUGGCGGCGUGACGGGUUUUCCUGGCAGCGACAUACGGAAAAUGAACGGUUUCCCCAACGUGUACUGGGGCUGGGGAGGCGAAGACGACGAGAUCUUGCUGCGGGCAAGAAAGGCUAAUUUAAAAAUAUGGCGACGACCACGGGGACGCAGUCGCUUCAUCGGAUUCUAUAAAGUCAUCGAACACCAUCACCACAGCGCGCCGAAGAUACCAGAGAGGUACGAUCUUCUGAAGAACUACUCCACCCGCAUGAAUUACGACGGGCUGAGCAACUUAAGGUACCCGCCCCCUCGCCUUGAGAUCCAUCCGUUGUACGUCAACAUCUCAGUGGACAUCUUUCGGCUUGAUUAAGAGGGGAAGUAACUAUGGUUACCACCUAGAGAAAGGAAAAUGGUCAAGAUAGACACUGAACGGAGCAUAACAUUUUGCCAGUUUGGCUGUAUCACUAUCAAACGAGAGGAAAGAGGUUUUAAAAUCUCUUAUUGAAUGCUAAGAUAUGCAGAAACAGAUUUGAAUGCGAUCAAGUUGUGCCAAAAGGCCAAAUUAUUUGACAUAAAGGUGCAAGAUUAGCUAACAAAAUAAAGAUGAAACCAGGAAUCACGUUAUACUAAAUCGUUAGAUCUAUGAUGUUGAUGUGUAUUUUAAAGAUUCGUCGAGAACAGCGACUUCAUGUAUACUGAAGUCCACAACUUGGGGUCACUUUCCAUUAAACUCGUUUUCACCUGAUCAGUUGUACACGCUUUGUGCCUGGGCGUAAAUCCCAGGGAAGAGGGGGUACUGUCACCCCACAUUUUGACUGCAGGUGAGCUAUUUAAUUACCUUCCCACUUUUUUGUGGUGAAAAAAAAAUUUACGUAGAUUUGGAAGAAUUUUUUUAACUUGUCAAUGUUACAACCAAAAUAUAUCCAAUAGCACCCAAAAGCGGAGAAAAACCAAAAAAGCCCUAAAAUUGCCUUUCUGAUGUAAGACUUUGUAGGAAUAUAAUACACAUUAGAUGUCCAUCUCUAUCAUGAACAUCACCCCUAUAAUAGUGUCACAUGGUGCCAGCCCCCCCCGUCAAGUUUCAGAGGCCGGGCAAGUUAUCCCCCUUCCUACUUGUCCACAUUCCCCACCCCUCUGAGUUGUGUAUUCUUUUUGUAGCGUACUUCAGGGCCCUUAUUAGAUCCGAACGAACAUUUUCAUCUUUUUUUUUUUGAGAAAAAAGUUGCGAUGUCGCAAAUUUUGUCGCAAAUAUUUGCAAAGAUAUUUGCGAUGUUUGGUGUCCCUCCAGGGCCACCAUAAGCUCUGGUUGAUCUCAGUUGACUGUCAAGACGGGAGUCGUACAGGUUUUCCACCUACGGGACUGGUGUUCCUUGCUGAAAAUGACUUCAAUUGAAACCACUGGCCUGCCUUGAAUUAGCAUUGGAUCUUACCGAUGCCGACGAUUCCUCUACCAGAACGUUCAGUUGGAUUCGGUUCGAACGUAGAUUUCUCCUGGGCCAAAUUAAAAACAUAACAAGUGCAGUAACCUUUCAACAUAUCCACUUGUUUUUGUUUUGUAUGAGUGCUAUUUCAACUAUUCUGGCCAUUUAAACAUCAAUUAAACCCACAACAAACUUGACAAUAACGUUCGUCGCAUUUAUUUCAAGCUCCUAGAUGUGGAGGGGCCGAGGUGGAAUGCUCAUGCGUGAAUGCCGAAGUUCUCUUCAUAAGACCUUUUUUCACACGCACCUUCAAACUGGCUCCAUUUUACUUUCACACCAUCACGGUGAGAGUAAUAGAGAAGGAGGAUGACGAACUGUAGAGCCGGUCCGAGCACCAAACAGGCAACGACGGCCUUGUGUAUCCCAGUCAUUUUCAAAACCGAGCCCGCUGCAAUUCAGCGUAUCAGAGGGGCGUUCAAAGACCAAAUUUGAGUCGGGGAAGACCAGAGAGAAAGAACAUCAGCCAAACCGCGUUUUCCAACCGCACGGUAAUAAUAUUGUCAUGACACUGCACUUCCCUGCUUUUCUCUACCUUUCUCGGCGUUAAUUGUCUUAUUCUAGCGCAAGUCCUCUUAGACUCAAUAUCAGACGGUCAGGCGCUUUCCCUCCAAUUUUAUAAAUGAUGAUAAACUGCUUGGAAAAAGCAGAAGUAAGACAACGAAGUCCUUGGCCCUGAACUGCUAUAACGCCAUGAUGCAGGUUACUAUCAGGGAGAUGCGUUAGGUUUCGGUCCUCAGACCAGAAAAUAACCCAUCGGGCAUGUUUGCACGGAUAAUAUUCUGGACUGGCUAGCGAUUGGUUGGAAAAUCUGCGUGGAAAUACAAUUACACACUUUUCAGGGUCGGCUGUACCAGUUUAACUACGUCGUUCGGGAAAAAGUUUAACUAUGAAACCAAAUUGAUUCACGACAUUUCAAUCAGACGUAUGUAACCACUGUAAAAUAAAGCCCAUGUGCUGCAAUGUUUUGAUGAAUCGAUUCAGAAUUUGUAUAAGGAAUUGUUCUUUUACAUGACACGCAUUUCAGCAAAAGUAAGCCACGUCACUGACGUGCUACAUUUAAAGCUUUGUUUUAAUAAAUUGGUUCGCUACAACA